CUGGCGGCCCGCCCAAAACAGAAAAAAGAAAAAAAACCCUUCGGUCCGAGUCGCCCUCCACUUUUUUACUGGAAGAGUCAAGCGAGAGCACCCCCAAAACUCGAUCAAAAAGGUUUUGCCCUAACUUUGUCACCCCUGCGGCCUGCCACCGACCCCAGCCCCCAUCCUUUCCCCUUCCCCUCUUCCCUUCCGGCCGCUUGCCAAACGCCAUCGGAAGCCCCCGCGAGGCCACAUCGAAGAUCGGGUUCUUCACUCUUCAGAAAUCAGAAUCCUCCUCGUCGCCUCUUCCGCUUCCGCUUCCGCUUCCGCUUCCGCUUCCGCUCUCCAACGAUGGAUCAGUAAUCGGGUGGUUCUUUACAACCCAGGGAGAGAGAAGAAUCGAGGUUGCCGCCACCAUGAACAGGGAAGUGGCGCAUAGAACGCUCGGCUUCCUUCUCCGCCGACCCUUUGAUCUCAUAAAAACCCUAACCCUAACCACUUCAUCUUCUCCUCUAUCUUCCUCCCCCUCUUCUCCGAGUGCGUCGGAUACUCCUCAAAACCCUAAUCUGAGAAAGAAGAAGAAGAACCUGUUUGACGUGGUGAAGUUCCUCCCCGACUGGGGGAUUGGCUACAAGGUAGCGAAGACGCAUUGGAGGGACGUCUCAUACCAGAUCACCAAGAUCAAUCUCUACAAGGAUGGGCGGCAUGGGAAGGCAUGGGGAAUCCGAUUCAAGGCAGGGCUGCAAGCCGCAGAUGAUCCCAUCCGAAUAAGUGGAGUGAAUAAACGCGGGUGGAAGUAUAUAAAAGAAUCUCAGAAGAAAAAGGAUUCGCCGUCGAAAGCAGAGGAAGUAAGCUUGGCCUAAUCAUAGUGUUUCUGCACCACUACACAUCCGCAUUGUUAUGUUGUCCUAACUGUUUUGUUGUUCAAAGAUCAUAUGCGAACUUGUUCUUUUGACUAAGGAAUAUGGCGAAUUUUAUUUCUUCAUCAUGGCAAUUUUCUGAGACAUAAAAACUGAUGAAGUAGAUGGAGAUAUUUUGAUUUUUUAUGAAAAGCAUUAAUACCUCUUGAUACAUGGGGAAUAAAUUUGUGGGCUCGAUCUUCAUAAACUGGCUUCGUACUAUAGUUUUUCCCGGCACUGUUGGACAUUUCGACCUAUUUUACUUGAAGAGGUAUUCUUUCUCUGUA
This is a messenger RNA of Ananas comosus (pineapple), 1165 nucleotides long. RefSeq lists its product as uncharacterized. Gene Ontology annotation, molecular function: structural constituent of ribosome. The record is from RefSeq and is a predicted model, not a curated record. The transcript has 4 exons. Lineage: Eukaryota; Viridiplantae; Streptophyta; Magnoliopsida; Poales; Bromeliaceae. Gene Ontology annotation, cellular component: mitochondrion. The coding region runs from base 396 to 842 and encodes 148 amino acids.